AUGGACUUGAAGAACAGAUAUGCAUUUGUUGCAAUGUUCGAUGGUAAAAAAGUGAAAAAAUAUUUUAAAACUUUGGAAGAGCUUGUUGGAAUUGAAUGGAUCACAGAAACGAAGUUUUGGACCCGUAAUGAGGAUAGUGCUUAUUGUGAAGGAAUAGUACUAGCGAAAGACGAAAAUGAACGAACACUUCGAGACCGAGUAUCAAAAAAGUCCCUACGGAUUCCUCACAAUGCUUUCAAGCCAUUUCCAGAUCCGCUCACCGGAGAAAAAUUCACAGAAAGUCAGAUGCCAAAGAAAUCAUCAGUUGAAACCAUAAAGGAUAAAGAAGUGAAUGGAUCAACCAUUUUACGUAACCUAAAGGAGCAUAAAGUAGAUCACCACGCAAUCGCAGAAGAGAUUGGACUACAACAAAAAGAUGAUUCAACGAAUUUCACUAAAAAACAGCCCAUUAAAGAUGAUCAGCAAGCGAAUAUCCAAAAUAAUAUAACUGAAAUGUUAUCAGAAAAAUCGAGCGAAGAUGAUGAAUCACCUUUCAGCUCAAAAAAAGCCGUGCCAUUCGUCGAAAAUGGAAGUAAGAUUUUAACAUUCACUAAUCCAGAAAAAAAAAUACUAAAACACACUUUUGUCAUUCAGCCGAAUCAGUCAACAACAAUGGAAAAAGAAGCAACGAACGAA
Molecule: messenger RNA, 675 nt
Organism: Chelonus insularis
Lineage: Eukaryota; Metazoa; Arthropoda; Insecta; Hymenoptera; Braconidae
Exons: 5
Source: RefSeq, a predicted model, not a curated record